Messenger RNA from Nicotiana tabacum (common tobacco), 816 nucleotides. The record is from RefSeq and is a predicted model, not a curated record. NCBI's taxonomy places the organism in Eukaryota, Viridiplantae, Streptophyta, Magnoliopsida, Solanales, Solanaceae.
AUGCCUUCAAUACCUGCUCCAGCAAGACCUCCAGUUGUUCAAGUUUAUUCGCGGAGGCGAGAGACAAAUGAAACAUGUCCCGUACCAGUUCCUGCAUCAUCUGAUUCUCCUUUGCCUGAUCCUCCAGAUAACCUUGAUCUUCCUAUUGCUCUUCGCAAAGGCACACAUACAUGCAAAUCGACAUAUUCUGUUGCUAACUUUGUUUCCUAUGACCACUUAUCCUCUACGUCUAGAUCUAUGAUUGCUUCUCUAGUCUCCAUCUCCGUACCCAAAACAAUGAAGGAGGCUUUGAAUCAUCUAGGAUGGUCUUAUGCAAUGCUUGAGGAACUACAUGCUUUAGAGGACAACCACACAUGGGAUUUGGUAGAUUUACCAAAGGGAAAGAAACCAGUGGGAUGCAAGUGGGUCUUUACAGUUAAAGUUAAUCCAGAUGGUUCUGUGGCAAGACUUAAGGCCAGACAUGUGGCGAAAGGGUAUGCUCAGACUUAUGAGGUGGAUUAUUCUAACACCUUCUCCCCGGUUGCCAAACUCACUUCUGAGGAAGUGUAUGUGGAGCAACCAUCCGGUUUUGUUGCUCAGGGGGAGUAUGGGAAAAAACUGGAAAGUUGGCAGUUAAACCUUGCAGUACUCCAAUGGUUCCUAUUGCAUCUUAUGAAAGAUGAUGAUAAUCCUUUUGACGAUCUAAAAAGAUACAGGAGGUUAGUUGGGAAAUUAAAUUACCUUACUCUGACUCGUCCAGAUAUUGCUUUUGCGGUAAGUGUUGUUAGCCAGUUCAUGUCUGCACCAACGGCCAAACAUUGGGCAGAUUUUGAAUAG